AUGGCAGGAAAGUCAAAGGAAGACAAGGACACACCAAUGGAAAAGCGGCUGAAAUACCUCAAGGGCUCUUUUGAGAAAGCGAGUUUUCCGGAGCUGUCCGACAGCCUGGAAGAGGUUCUCUAUUCCCUGGAGAGUGCCGGCUUAGUCGUGGGCAUCGCCGGAGAGUCUGGCGCUGGCAAGUCGACCUUCAUCAACUCCUUCCGGGAGCUACGUGAAGAGGAUGAAGGUGCUGCUCCUACCGGGAGGGCAGACACCAGUAGGGGUCCCACCCCGUACCCACACCCUAAGUAUGACAACGUGAUUCUGUGGGAUCUGCCGAGCAUCGAUUCCCCUGAAUUUCAGAGGAAAGAUUAUCUGGAGCAGAUCAGUGCCUCCCGCUAUGAUUUUGUUGUUGUCAUGGCCUGCCAGCACUUCACCUCUCUCCAUGCCAGACUGGCUCUCCACAUCAAGAACGCCAGUAAGGCUUUCUACUUUGUCCGCUCCAAGGUGGAUGCAGAUCUGGAGGCAAGACGCUCGAGCAACCCCUUGGGCUUCAUCGAUGCUGUUGCCCUGCAGCGAAUCCGGGAGGAGUGCAUGAAAGAUCUGAAGGCCGAGGGGGUGAAGUUCCCAAAGCUCUUCCUCAUUUCCAAUUCUCAGUUGAGCAAGUAUGACUUCUCCCGCUUUGUGGAGACCUUGGAGAAGAACCUGCAGCUGGAGAAGAGCCACUGCUUUCUCAUGGCCGCACCAAACGUCUCCCAUCGCAUCCUGGAGAGGAAGAAGAGCGCCAUGGUGGAGCAUCUGUGGCUGGCCUCCGUGGUAGCCGCUAGCUGCCAGACGGUGCCCAUCCCAGAGAUUUCAAUCGCAUGCAAUCUGGACCACCUGGCCCAGACGCUGCGAGGUUAUUGCACCAGCCUCGGCUUGGAAGACUCCUCCUUACGGAGAGCAGCCCGGCAGGCUGAGCAGCCACUGGAGCUGUUCCGGGCCUUGGUGAGGUCACCCCUGGCUGCCGCCGUCACCCCGGCACUGGUGGUGGAGCUGCUGGAAGAGGCCGCCGGCAAAGCUGCGAAGCUCCCGAAGCAGCUGGUGCCCAUGACCAGCCUGGGGCCGUCGUUUUCUGUGGUGUACAAUAUGCUGAGGGUGUUCGUGGACAGUGCGGCAGCAGAUGCCCACAAGAUACUCGUGAGGGCAUUUAUGAGUCACAAGCCUACCAGUGAGCAGGCGGCAGAAGCAUCGCAAGUCACGGACAGCUGA
Varanus komodoensis (Komodo dragon) is the source of this 1230-nucleotide messenger RNA. Its product is annotated as interferon-inducible GTPase 5-like. The transcript has a single exon. Gene Ontology annotation, cellular component: membrane. The record is from RefSeq and is a predicted model, not a curated record. The coding region runs from base 1 to 1230 and encodes 409 amino acids. Lineage: Eukaryota; Metazoa; Chordata; Lepidosauria; Squamata; Varanidae. Gene Ontology annotation, molecular function: GTPase activity; GTP binding.